AUGACUGCAAAUAUCUUGUACACCGCUAUUGCAGGUUUGGCAGUAUUGCCAUUAUUGCUUUACCUUAAAUACCCUUAUAUUUGGUACGAUUUACGCUACGCAAUUUCUGCAAUUCAGGUGGGAAUACGAUUGAAUAAAUACAAGAACAAAAAACCGUUUUACAGCAUUGUGGAUUGUUUUCUGGACAAAGUAGCGAGACAGCCUCACAAGAAGUUUCUACUUUUCGAGGAAAGCUCGUACACUUACAUCCAAGCCGACAAAGAAAGCAACAGAGUGGCCAGAGCUCUUUCUCAACAUGCCAACCUGAAGGAGGGAGACACGGUGGCCCUCUUCCUGGGAAACCAGCCACUGUUUGUGUGGUUCUGGUUAGCACUGGCCAAACUUGGAUGCACAGCUGCUUUACUGAACUACAACGUCAGAUCCAAGUCUCUGCUGCACUGCUUCUCCUGCUGUGAAGCCAAGGCCCUGGUCGUUAGUGCUGACUUGCGAGGGGCUGUGGAGGAGGUGUUGCCCACCUUGAAUCAGCAGGGUGUCCGUGUGUUUGUCCUCAGUGAUCACUGUGAUGUGGAGGGCAUUGAAAGCCUCUCUGAUAAGAUUCAGAAAGCCUCGGAUGAGUCUCUGUCACCUCAGCUGAGGGCCAAUGUUAACAUAAAGAGUCCUGCAUUGUACAUCUACACCUCAGGAACUACAGGGCUUCCCAAGGCAGCUGUAAUUAACCAGGAGAGGCUAUGGAUGGCAACUUUUCUCCAGUCUAUUGCUGGCGUACGCUCAGACGACAUUAUCUACAUAUACUUGCCUCUUUACCACACUGCUGGCUUUAUGAUGGGACUUACUGGGGCCAUAGAAAAAGGUAUCACAGUUGUCUUGAGACAAAAAUUUUCUGUUUCCCAGUUCUGGAACGACUGUAGAAAGCACAAUGUUACUGUUAUUCAGUACAUUGGAGAAAUUAUGCGCUACCUCUGCAACGCACCAAAGAGAGACAAUGACAGAGAUCAUAAAGUCCGAUUGGCUUUGGGGAACGGGAUACGAGCCGACACCUGGGCUGAUUUCCUGCAGCGCUUUGGGGACAUUCGUAUCUGCGAAUGCUACGGAGCAACAGAAGGAAAUGUUGGCUUUGUCAACUACGUCGGCAAAGUUGGAGCUAUUGGCAAAGAGCAUUUCCUCCACAAAAUGGGAUAUGAGUAUGCCCUCAUAAGGUACGACACAGAGAAAGAGGAGCCAGUCAAAGACUCCAGAGGAUUUUGUAUUAAAGUGCCUAGAGGAGAGACCGGUUUGUUGGUGGCAAAGAUUGGAAAAAAAACACCUUUCACUGGCUACGCCAAGAACAAGCAGCAGACAGAGAAGAAGAAGCUGAGGGAUGUUUUUGUGAAGGGAGACCUCUACUUUAACAGCGGUGACCUCCUAAAGAUAGACAAUGAGGGAUUUAUCUUCUUUCAAGACCGCAUUGGAGACACUUUCAGGUGGAAAGGAGAAAAUGUGGCAACCACAGAGGUGGCUGAUCAUUUGCUCAUGGUGGACUUCAUUGAGGAGGCUAAUGUCUAUGGAGUGAAAGUGCCAGGUCACGAGGGACGAAUCGGAAUGGCAGCACUGACACUAAAAGAAAAAAUGGAGUUUGACGGCAAAGCAUGUCACCAGCAUGUCAAAAACUACCUCCCCAGCUAUGCGAGACCACGCUUCAUUCGCAUACAGGAUGCGCUGGUAGUAACAGGGACCUUUAAGCAAAUGAAGGUGAAGCUUGCAGAGGAAGGCUUCAAUCCUGUCGUUAUCAAGGACCCUUUGUUCUACCUGGACGACAGUAAGGGCUACGUACCCAUGACUGAGGAGAUAUUCAACUCUAUCGUAGAGGGAAAAGUCAGGCUCUGAAUGAAUUUUAUUAUUGGACUGUCAGCAUCAAAUAGUACAUUUGAUUUUUAGGUUUUAGCUGAUAAAAGAUGUCAAAUAAUGAUAAAUAACUUGCACAUUGAUUGUUUAUGUACAGCACAUUCCAUGAGCUACUCAAACUUUU
Messenger RNA from Larimichthys crocea (large yellow croaker), 2005 nucleotides. Its product is annotated as very long-chain acyl-CoA synthetase. Gene Ontology annotation, molecular function: long-chain fatty acid transmembrane transporter activity; long-chain fatty acid-CoA ligase activity. The transcript has 10 exons. Gene Ontology annotation, biological process: long-chain fatty acid import into cell; long-chain fatty acid metabolic process. The record is from RefSeq and is a predicted model, not a curated record. Lineage: Eukaryota; Metazoa; Chordata; Actinopteri; Sciaenidae. The coding region runs from base 1 to 1863 and encodes 620 amino acids. Gene Ontology annotation, cellular component: plasma membrane; endoplasmic reticulum membrane.